This is a messenger RNA of Aphanomyces astaci, 629 nucleotides long. RefSeq lists its product as hypothetical. The transcript is spliced from 3 exons. The record is from RefSeq and is a predicted model, not a curated record. Lineage: Eukaryota; Oomycota; Saprolegniomycetes; Saprolegniales; Verrucalvaceae. The coding region runs from base 20 to 406 and encodes 128 amino acids.
UUUUCGUACAUGUUGCGCUAUGGUCGUCCGCAUCAAGGUGCGGGUGUUUACGUUCUCCAUCGAUCCAACCGUGGAGCACUCGUACUUGGUGGGCAGCGCCGCGGGUGGCCUGAGUUCUGCCAUUGGGAUGAUCGUCCUCGAAGACGACGAAGACUUGACGUUCGAGUCAGUGCGGCCGCGGAUAGAGCUCAAGGAAGAGAAUGGCCUGAUUCGGCGGAACCCCAUGUUCCAGGAAGCGCUGUUUCAAAUGACCGAAGCUCGAAACCCGCAUCAGUGGCCAAUGCACACAUUGCAAACGUAUUGGCUUGGGUACUACCAGCAUGAAGACGACCCGACGCCGACCAUCAUCCGUGUACCAUGCAUGUCCACACGUCUUCUUCAUUCGUACGCCAUAUCCAUAUCGUGAUGCCAAUUGGGGGUUGUUUAGACCGAAGACACGUCAUCCAAGUGUCUCCGUGACGUGCUCGACAUGAAGUCGACCAAAGUGACGGCAGAUUUGAUCGUGAUUCCGCAAAGUCAAAUCGGACCUGUGUGCUCCCAAUGUUGCCAACGGUGUGCCCUCUGCCCCUCUAUCCAACCACGUCAAACGACAUGACCACCAUAAUACAAAAUACCACGUGAGAAACAAC